AUGAAUACUGAGUCAACUGUAUUAGAUGAAGCAAACAGUGUCAGACAAGUUUCUCAUAGUGAUGAAAUGAGGAAGUUUUCUGUUUCUGCCAUAUAUAAAGAAGAUAGUCAAAAAGCUUUGCGAAUUUCUUUAGCUGGACCAUCAAUUGUGUAUUUGAAGAAAAAGCUUAUUGUUCUUGAUUUAAAUGGGCUGCUUGUGGACAUUGUUCCCCCUCCAAAGCAUCGUAAAGCAGAUGCAACCAUAGGAAGGAAAGCAUUAUUCAAGAGGCCUUUUUAUCUUGACUUCCUGAACUUCUGCUUUGAGAAAUUUGAAGUGGCUGUAUGGUCUUCAAGAACCAGGAAAAAUAUCGACACUGUCAUUGAUUAUUUGAUGGGAAAUAUGAAACAAAGGUUGCUUUUUUGUUGGGAUCUUUCUUAUUGUACUGAAACAAGUUUCAAAACUCUUGAAAACAACUUCAAGCCAUUGGUUUUGAAGGAUUUGAGGAAAAUCUGGGAAAAGCAUGAUUCUAAUCUUCCAUGGGAGAAGGGAUACUAUAAUGAAUCGAAUACAUUGCUGUUGGAUGAUUCUCCAUACAAGGCAUUACUUAAUCCUCCAUACAAUUCCGUGUUUCCGCACACAUUCAAAUUUCAGAAUCAAAGCGACAAUUCACUAG
Sphenostylis stenocarpa is the source of this 652-nucleotide messenger RNA. The record is from the annotation of a GenBank genome assembly. NCBI's taxonomy places the organism in Eukaryota, Viridiplantae, Streptophyta, Magnoliopsida, Fabales, Fabaceae.